AGCCCUUGCCUCGCGUCCACGUCUGUCGACUGCUAGCAAAGUUCGGCAAUUAGCUGCUCCCCAUAGGCUACAAGCACUCACUCAACACUUGCAAAAGUCCUCAAAAGCAGACCACAAUGGCAGAGAGUCGCGGGUCGACCAGCGAGACACUCGUCGACGCACAUUUGACGGGUAAGGAUGACGGCUUGAAUCUGCCCAGCUCGCCACACGGUCGUCUUCGAGAUCUGCGCACGGUUGCAGCGGUUGUACAACGACCAGCACAGCAAUCAAAGCUGGGAGCCCCAACAGCCCUGGGCUUCCUCUCUUUUGCUGUCUGUCUCAGCAUCAUGUCCUUUGGCCUCGUCGGACUUGGCGUUUCCAGCUUGACCACUCUCUGGGGCGAUCUAGGCGUCUUUCUCUUCGGGGGAGGCGGUAUGAUGGCCCUCACAGCCGUGCUGGAGAUCCUUCGAGGUGAUUCCAUCGCCUUUGCCUUUUUCGGCGCCUUUGCGACGUACUGGUUCGGCCUCUCUGCCAUCUACCGUGCCGACUUUGGUGUGAUCAUGACAGCGUCAAGACAGACGCUCGCUGGACAACCCGGUGCUGUCCAGCUCAAUCAGGCUCUGGGCCUCUGGCAGAUGACCUACACUCUUUUGUGCGUCAUCUUUGCCGUGGCCACUCUUCGCACCAACAUCGUGUUCUGCAGCAUCUGCACCUUUCUAGUGCCCUUCUUCCUUUGCCUCUCCAUCCUCUUCCUCAGCUCGCUCUCUCAGGCAGCCACUGAGAAUAUGGCGACAGCAGCUGGGUGUUUUGGCUUCAUCAUUUGCAUGCUCAGUUGGUACAUGGUCGCUGCCCUCUUGCUCUCUCAUGGCGGAGCGCCGUUGCGCCUGCCCCUUGGAAACCUCAAGAACUUUUGGACCAAGGACCAAGGCCGCAAGAGAGCCUGCGUAUAGGAAGAGUGACUCGCCAAACGUCGCGAUUGGCUCACAGCGUGGACGUGCAUCUUGGUGCGUCUGCCAAUUCCACAACUUGAUUACUACAAGCUCCGCUGCACCAACAAGGAUGGGCCGUCGCUACGCCGCCAUCUUGCUUCCGAUCGCUCUGCUCUAGCGCGUCCAAGUUCAGAGCGCCUAGCCAAGCUUUAUUGUUGUACUUUGA
Ceraceosorus guamensis is the source of this 1134-nucleotide messenger RNA. RefSeq lists its product as hypothetical. Bases 117 to 929 code for a protein of 270 amino acids. Lineage: Eukaryota; Fungi; Basidiomycota; Exobasidiomycetes; Ceraceosorales; Ceraceosoraceae. The transcript is spliced from 2 exons. Gene Ontology annotation, cellular component: plasma membrane. Gene Ontology annotation, molecular function: acetate transmembrane transporter activity. The record is from RefSeq and is a predicted model, not a curated record.